Paramecium tetraurelia is the source of this 2157-nucleotide messenger RNA. RefSeq lists its product as uncharacterized. NCBI's taxonomy places the organism in Eukaryota, Ciliophora, Oligohymenophorea, Peniculida, Parameciidae. Gene Ontology annotation, cellular component: membrane. Gene Ontology annotation, biological process: transmembrane transport; potassium ion transport. The transcript has 4 exons. The record is from RefSeq and is a predicted model, not a curated record. Gene Ontology annotation, molecular function: voltage-gated potassium channel activity.
AUGAAAUAAAGAGAUGAGGAAGAGCAAUAGUUAAUGCCUAAAAUGGAAGCUUUUUAAAUUUUUAUAAAAACAAUAAUGGAAGUAUCAAAUCCGACCUCUACCUUUAGAAUAAUAUGGGAAUCAAUAAGCAUGUUAUUUAUUUUUGUAUAGAUGAUAUACAUUCCAAUGGCAUUAUCAUUUUCAAUAGAGAGUUAGGUUGGUAUGGAAAUUGUGAAUUAUAUAAUGGAUAUCUUUUUUGUUAUAGAUAUAACUCUUAAUUUUCGAUUGGCAUAUUAUGAAAAUGGAAAAUUGGAGUGUCGCCUUAAACAUAUAGCAUUGAAUUAUUUAAAAUUAUGGUUUUGGAUAGACGUGAUAGCAGUUCUUCCUUUUGAUCUCUUAAUAGGAAAUGAUAGUAAUUAAUCUACACAAAUAUUAAAGUUUGUUAGAUUGUUUAAAUUUAUUAAAAUUGUUCGGCUUCUAAGAGUACUAAAAUUGGGAAGAAUUUUGAUAAAAAUAGAAGAGACCUUCUCUAUUGAAUAAACACUUUAAGCGAUUAUAUAAUUCUUCAAAAUAGCUGCAAUGAUUCUCUGUAUUGCACAUUGGAUAGCUUGCAUUUGGAAUAUUAUAGAAUUCGUGGAUGAGCAAAUAGAACUAACUUGGAUGACCCAAUAUGGAAUCUAUGGGUCACCUUGGGAAGUUAAAUAUAUAACAGCAUUCUAUUUCAGCAUAACUACUAUGAUAACCUUAGGUUAUGGAGAUAUCAGUCCUAAUACAAAUUCAGAGAUGAUUUUUGGAAUUAUUGUUAUGGUUCUUUCCUCAGGGAUUUUUGGCUAUAGCAUGUCUAGUUUGAAGUAUAUUAUUCAAGGAGAAGAUUUGAAUAUUGCUGAAAUAAAGGAAUAGAAUUAAAAAAUAAUGAAGUAUAUUAAAUAGAAAAGCAUACCAAAAAAUUUAUAAAUGAGAGUGAAGAACUAUUUAGAAUGGUUAGAAGGAUCUGCGUAAGUGGCUAAAAACUCUUAGAUGUUAAUAUUAAACAAUUUAUCAUCAAAUCUACAUACUGAAGUUUUAACAUUAUUACAUGGUAGAAUUUUAUUAUAAGUAAAUUUGAUCAGCAAAGAAUUCUCCAAUUAAUUGACAAACAAACUAAUAUAUGUCUUGAAAGAGCAUCUCUUGGGUCCUGAAGAGUAUGUAUUUAAAGAGAAUUAAGUGGACAGUAAUUUAUUAUAUUUCAUCUAAAAUGGUCAAGUAGAGAUUUGCCUUACGAAAAGAGAAUUUUAAUUAAAGUUAUUGGGUAAAGGAGAUUAUUUUGGGGAAAUUAGUUUUUUCAGCAAAAGUCCCAGGACAGCUGGUGCUAGAACACUUGAUUUUGUUAAUUUAAUGAGUUUAAGUAGAAAGGAUUUGUUGGAAUAAGCACAUGAUUUAAAUUCUGAUUUAGAAAAGCUCUUCUAUAUUAAAAAUUGUGUAGAUGUCGACAAUUCAUUAAAGCCAUUGAGAUUGAGAUGUUACAUCUGUGAUAGACCGCAUCAUAUAGCAAGAAAUUGUACAAUAGUGCAUUAUAGAGUUAGAAGAUUGCAAGUCAUAGAAGAUUAUUUGAAAUAAAAAAACUAUAGAGUUAAGGAAUUUAAGAGAAGAUCUAAAAAAUGUUUGGUAUCUUCUUCUUAAAUUAUUUAUUCAAAAGCUGAUGCAUAAUUUAGAUAUAGAUUCUAAUAAUUAAAACAAAUAGUAAAAACUACAAAAUAUAUCCAAAUUCAAGAUGAAUCUGUUUUUGAUUCUUCAAAACUAUCCACAUAAAUUGAUGAUAAUAAUUUUUGCCUUGAUAAACAUAGGGAUUAUUUAGAAUUUUAUACUGAGUUCAAUCCAUCAAAAAUAAUUUCAGAUAUUAACAAAUAAUCAGAAUAGAGGCUAUCAGAAAUGAGAGAAGAAAAAGAAGAAAUAGCUAAUAAGUUUAGAUAAAAUUUGUUGAAUGGUAGGAAAUAUAAACAAUUAUAGAUUGCUCCUCCACGAUAAUCAAAAUUAUCAUAUGAUUUUUAGAAGAUUUUCUCAACUGAUAUAUAACAUAUUAUUUUUUCUGAGGAUUCCUCCAGUUCAUAAUCAUCAUCUAAUUUAUUAAUGCAAAAAAGUGGAAAAGGAAAACGACUUUUAGAUAUACAAACACAAAAAUAAUUAUUGUAUUUAUUUUGA